Staurois parvus is the source of this 591-nucleotide messenger RNA. NCBI's taxonomy places the organism in Eukaryota, Metazoa, Chordata, Amphibia, Anura, Ranidae. The record is from the annotation of a GenBank genome assembly.
GCAGUGUUGUCCUCCCUUUAAUGUCCACAGUCUCUUGGUCAUCCCCUGUACAGUCUGCAGUCUCUGGUCAUCACCUGUACUAUCUGCAGUCUCUGGUCAUCCCAUGUACUGACUGCAGUCUAUUGUCAUCUCCUGUACUGCCUACAGUCUCUGGUCAUCACCUGUACUGUGUCUGUAGUCUCUGGUCAUCUCCUGUACUAUGUCCGCAGUCUCUGGUCAUCUCCUGUACUGUCUACAGUCUCUGGUCAUCUUCUGUACUGUGUCCGCGUCUCUGGUCAUCUCCUGUACUGUCUGCAGUCUCUAGUCAUCUCCUGUACUGUGUCUGCAGUCUCUGGUCAUCUGCUGUACUAUGUCUGCAGUCUCUGGUCAUCUCCUGUACUAUGUCUGCAGUCUCUGGUCAUCUCCAGUACUGUCUGUAGUCUCUGGUCAUCUCCUGUACUAUGUCUGCAGUCUCUGGUCAUCUCCUGUACUAUGUCUGUAGUCUCUGGUCAUCUCCUGUACUAUGUCCGCAGUCUCUGGCCAUCACCUGUACUAUGUCCGCAGUCUCUGGCCAUCACCUGUACUACGUCCGCAGUCUCUGGCCAUCACCUG